UCCACCUGUCUUUCAAAACCUUUGUCGCGCAAAACGCUCAAGCAGAUCACAAAUUUUGGUUUCCAACUUUUCCCAGAAUUUUUUUUCAUUUUCGAUUAAAACAAAGUUCCUCUUCUUAUCUUCAUCGAUGGCAUCUCGCCGGCGCAUGUUGUUAAAGGUCAUUAUCCUCGGAGAUAGUGGGGUUGGUAAAACAUCACUGAUGAAUCAGUAUGUGAAUCGUAAGUUUAGUAAUCAAUAUAAGGCUACCAUCGGUGCGGAUUUUCUUACUAAGGAAGUUCAAUUUGAAGAUAGGUUGUUCACAUUGCAGAUUUGGGAUACUGCUGGUCAAGAGCGGUUUCAGAGUCUUGGUGUGGCUUUCUACCGGGGUGCAGACUGCUGCGUCCUUGUUUAUGAUGUUAAUGUCAUGAAAUCUUUUGACAAUCUUAACCACUGGCGAGAAGAAUUUCUUAUUCAGGCUAGUCCAUCUGACCCUGAAAACUUCCCAUUUGUUGUCUUGGGAAACAAAAUAGAUGUUGAUGGUGGGAAUAGCCGAGUUAUUUCUGAGAAGAAAGCAAAGGCAUGGUGUGCUUCCAAGGGAAACAUACCAUACUUUGAGACCUCUGCAAAAGAAGGAUUUAAUGUUGAAGCUGCUUUCCAGUGCAUAGCAAAGAAUGCACUCAAGAAUGAACCUGAAGAAGAAAUGAAAACACGCAAGGUGAAAAUUAAUUCCCUGUCGGAAAAAGAUGGUGGGGGGGGGGGGGGGGGGGGGGGGGGGGGGGGGGGGGGGAAUACUAAAAGAAAAUAAAUUAGAAGUAUAAAAUAGAUUUUAAAUUAGCAUGAUAUGAUACAGGUAAAUCCUUAAGAUUGAAGCUCAGUACUUCUUACAACAUGAUGAUAGACCAUUGGUGUGCAAUUUCAAAUUGAGUUUUUCACCGCCAUUCUGAAAGUCAUACAAAACUAUCUAAAGAGAGGUAAUGACAAAAGGAUCAUAAAAGAAUGCUAUGUUCACAUUAAUUGUCUAUUAAGUUAGGUGUGGGAUUUUCUCUAGGUGUAAUAAAAAGAGCUUCUGAGAUGAUGAAUGAUGAUAAUAAGAUAAAGACAAUUGGUUCUUUGCAUAUGCAGAACGAAGCUAAGUAGUGAGUGCAUGUGGCAGUCACCAAAGCUCACUGAUUAACACUAUAUGUUCUUAUGACAAUUCUCCUCACAGUAACACAAUUGUGAGCAAAGAGCAGCUAUCAAAGAAACCAUGGGCAUGGCACGCCCAUAAAAAUGCAUGAAUAUCAGACAAAACGAAACGUUUCUAAUCCUCUGUAUCAUUAAAUUCUGAUUCAUGCUCUUCAUAAGACAACACAAAACUGAUAAAUGAGAAGAUAAGCAACAUAUCCGCAGAGUGAGAUACCAAAAAAGUGGUAAGUAACAGUUUCAUGUAUCAGAUGUUCAGUGAGGAAAUUGAUCGAACACAUGGCAUCCCAAAAAAGAAAAAGAAGAAAAAAAAAGGGAAU
This is a messenger RNA of Gastrolobium bilobum, 1481 nucleotides long. Its product is annotated as ras-related protein Rab7. NCBI's taxonomy places the organism in Eukaryota, Viridiplantae, Streptophyta, Magnoliopsida, Fabales, Fabaceae. The transcript is spliced from 7 exons. Gene Ontology annotation, cellular component: vacuolar membrane. Bases 128 to 784 code for a protein of 218 amino acids. The record is from RefSeq and is a predicted model, not a curated record. Gene Ontology annotation, molecular function: GTPase activity; GTP binding.